AUGUUUGGUAAGACCUUUGUUUCUUCACUCGCUCUCCUGGCUAUCACCAGCGCGAACCCGUUGGAGGUCAGGAUUACAAAGGAGAAGGCUCCCAAGCCGGAAAAGAAGUGUGCAGAGUUUGAUUAUGAGAAGUUGAGCCUGCGAGAGAUCGGUCAGAGGAACACCCUUGAUUGGCGCAUGUACCUUUUGCACCGAGAUGAACCCAUUUCCUUCUGGCACGAUGUUCCUCUAUAUCCAGAUCCAAGCAACAAGAACAUCAUCAAUUUCGUAGUCGAGAUCCCUAGAUGGACAGAUGGGAAAAUCGAAACUCGUCGCCCGGAAGCUUUGAACCCGAUAUUCCAUGAUGAAAAGGACGGCGCACCGCGAUAUGUUGAGAGCGUAUGGCCGCACAAAAGCUAUCCAUUCCUGUACGGCAGCAUCCCGCAAACCUGGGAGAAUCCCAACUUGAACCACACCUUCACCGGGUUUCCCGGAGAUAAGGAUCCUAUGGACCUCUUCGACAUUAGCAGAGACGAUGGUUACACUGGUCAGAUCAAGCAGGUCAAGCUCCUUGGCGGUCUUGCUGUGAACGAUGGUGAUGAGACCGAUUGGAAGAUGCUGGGUAUCGACGUGAAGGAUCCGUUAGCCGCGCUCGUCAACACCUAUGAGGAUGUCGAGAAGUAUCGUCCUGGUACAGUUCAGGCGUUUCGCGAUUGGUUCACCUACUACAAGGUCGCACGUGGGGAUGAUAUUAUUCCUAUCAUUGGAGAGACGUAUCAGAACGUUUCAUUUGUGGUAGACACAGUUGAGGAGAGCCACAAGUAUUGGCAAGACCUAGUCAGUGGUAAGGAGGAUCCAGGGAAAAUCUCAAUAGUGCAAACAUCUCAGAUCAAUCUGUCAAGCUGGAUCCCCUGCAAGGACGCCAGGAAGAAGCUAAAUAUCCCGAAGAAGGGUUCGAAGCCACAGGAACCCGCUGAAAAGCCGGAGAAGUACCACUGGUGGUACUACCUCAGUUCCGAGAAGAAACUCAUUGAGGUUCCCGGGUCAUCAUAG
Didymosphaeria variabile is the source of this 1032-nucleotide messenger RNA. RefSeq lists its product as uncharacterized. The transcript has 2 exons. NCBI's taxonomy places the organism in Eukaryota, Fungi, Ascomycota, Dothideomycetes, Pleosporales, Didymosphaeriaceae. Bases 1 to 1032 code for a protein of 343 amino acids. Gene Ontology annotation, molecular function: magnesium ion binding; inorganic diphosphate phosphatase activity. Gene Ontology annotation, cellular component: cytoplasm; nucleus. Gene Ontology annotation, biological process: phosphate-containing compound metabolic process. The record is from RefSeq and is a predicted model, not a curated record.